UGGAGAUGACCUUUGACCCUUCCUGUAGACUUUGUGCUCCAGGAAGCGAUUCUUUGGAUCAGCGCAGCUUUGGUUCAAACAUCAGUUAAACUACAGCAAUGCAUUCUGGGCCCGACUUCGGCGCCGCUCAUCAUGACUAAAGAGGAAAACGUGCAGGAGCAGGAGAAGGAGAGGCAGGACCACGAGGAGCAGGAGGAGGCCCGGGUUCAGAGGGAGGAGGACGAGGAGCUGACCGAGGAAGAGGAGGAAUAUGAGGUAGAGGAGGAGAGGACAGAGGUGGAGAACGAGGAGCAGGAUGAGCGAGAGGAGCAGGAGGAAGAGGAGGCUCCUCCAGAUGAACCAGCGGCUGAGCCGGUUCCUGAGAUCCAGAGUCCGGUUCAGGAGCCGGCCCGCCGGGCCAUGGUCCACCCGUCGGCCCAGGCACCGCUGCCCAAAGACUACGCCUUCACCUUCUUUGACCCAAAUGACCCAGCGUGUCAGGAGAUCCUGGCUGACCCGCGGACCUCCAUCCCCGAGCUCUUCGCCAUCGUCCGCCAGUGGGUCCCGCAGGUGCAGCACAAGAUUGACGUCAUCGGAAACGAGAUCCUGAAGCGCGGUUGCCACGUGAACGACCGAGACGGGUUGACCGACAUGACGCUGCUUCACUACAGCUGUAAGGCUGGAGCUCAUGGAGUCGGCGACCCGGCGGCGGCGCUGCGGCUCACCAGUCAGCUGAUGUCGUCGGGUGCCGAUGUGAGUCUGCGGAGCCGUUGGACCAACAUGAACGCGCUGCACUACGCUGCCUACUUUGACGUCCCAGAGCUGAUCCGAGUCCUGCUCAAAGCCGCCAAACCCAGAGUGCUGAACUCCACAUGCAGUGACUUCCACUACGGCACGGCUCUCCACAUCGCCGCCUCCAACCUCUGCCUGAGUGCGGUGAAAUGUCUGCUGGAGCACGGCGCCAACCCCACCGUCAGGAAUGAUAAGGGCCAGGUUCCAGCUGAGGUGGUUCCGGACCCGAUGGACAUGAGCCUGGACAAAGCCGAGGCGGCCAUGGUGGCCAAAGACCUGAAGCAGCUGCUGCUGGACGCCGUGCCGCUCAGCUGUAACCUCCCCAAGGCAACGCUGCCCAACUACGACAACAUUCCCGGAAACCUGAUGCUGGUGGCGCUGGGGCUGAAGCUGGGUGACCGGGUGGUUCUGGACGACCUGAAGACCGGAACCCUGCGGUUCUGUGGAACCACGGAGUUCGCCAGCGGUCAGUGGGUCGGGGUGGAGCUGGACGAGCCAGAAGGGAAGAACGACGGCAGCGUGGGCGGAGUCCGCUACUUCAUCUGUCCUCCGAAGCUUGGUAUUUUUGCUCCGGUUUCAAAGAUUUCCAAAGCUGUGGAUCCGACUCCGUCCUCGGUUACCUCUACCCCCAGAACCCCCCGCAUGGACCUGGCCUCCCGCCUGGCUGGGAGAACCAAGAAGGAGAAGAAGGAGAAGGACAAAGCCCAAAAGAAGAAGACGUCCGUGGCUAGUCUGGACCCGGAGGGGACAAACGUGGAGGUGGGGGACCAGGUUCUGGUGGCGGGUCAGAAACUCGGCACCGUUCGCUUCUACGGGAAGACGGACUUUGCUCCAGGGUUCUGGUUUGGUGUGGAGUUGGACCAGCCCACUGGGAAACACGACGGCUCCGUGUUCGGGGUCCGAUACUUCAGCUGCCUGCCCAAAUAUGGAGUGUUUGCUCCGCCCUCCCGGGUCCAGAGGAUCGGAGGACCUAAAGAAGGCUCCCAGAACGACGGCUCCAUGGUGAAGAAGGUUCAUCAAGUCUCCGUGUCACAGCCAAAAAGAAACUUCCACACCAUGAGAUCUCCUAAAGAUCUGACCUCCGAAAGCUCCAUAUCCAGGUUGCUGUUCUGCUGCUGGUUUCCAUGGAUGCUCCGCGCUGAGAUGCAGUCCUAACCUCCGCACCGACCUCCACGUUCUCUCCAUCGCUCCGUUCUCUCCAUCGCUAACCCCAACCCUACCCUGCUGGUGAAGCCCCGCCCCCUGUCUUCUUCUUCUCCUGGUUUAGCCGUUCUAUAGCAAAAUCUAUAGUGCCUUGUAUUUGAUUAACCGAGUCCAAGCUAAAGCUCUGAAAUCCGCCCUGCCUCUCUGGCGCCACCUGGUGGCCUGGAACGGUCAGCGUGUGUUUCCGCCUCAUGGUUCUGUUUUGCUGCAAUCAGCUGGGAGGAUGGCUUUGAUCCGGUCGUUCAGAACCAGAGUCUGGCUCUGGACGGGUUUCCAUUGUUAGGUGAUGAUAUCAGACCCAGCCGGCUGCUGAUUGGGUGAGAUCCAGAACUUUGUUUACCCUCCAUGUGUUCCUCUAAUGUCCUCCAUGUUUAACCAGGAAACAGGGUUGAUCGUCUGCACUGCUCCGUUUUUACCUCAGCGUUUAGAUUUUACAGAUAAAUUCAAUUAAAUCCCCAACAAGUUUCACACACCGCAGUAAAAAAUCAUUUCAUAAUCAAAAUGAUUUUAGAAUCUUAAAGACGGUCAGAAUAAAAAACGAAAUGCAGACUUUGAUCCAUUGACAGCCUUUUACAUAAACAUUUUAUUUAUGCUUGUUUUUAUAUUUCAGAAUGUUUAGCAAAAUUAAAAUGAUGCUGCUUUAUAAUAAGAUAUUUAUAUCAUGCCUCAGUAAAUACCAGAAGGUUCUCAAUGAAAUGCUUCAUUUUAGUUCUGGUUCAUCAAAGUCACUUUUUAUUUUUACUGCUUGAACAUUUGGCCUCAGAUCUCACCGUAUGCAGACGACUCGCUGCUUUUCCUCUGUUCUUUUGAUGCUCACAGACCUUUACAACCUGAAGUUGAUCCACACAGUGCUAAUUUUUCCUGUUUCUUUUCCACCCAAACCAGAUGUUUCUCCAGAUGCAACUUGUGAUGCUAGUGAUGUAAAAGCUAGCGCUACACAGACUCUGGAUCUGCUAACUCUGUUGUCUCAGCUAAGCGUUGCUGUUUGUGGGCCACAGUGAUAGUGGAAAUUUGUCUUUGUACAGUAAACGUGGAGUUACAGUUCACUGUCAGCUUUGUAAACGUGGACUUUCCCUGGUUUGGCCACCAGGUGUCACUAUAAUCCCCUUUUAGCCUGAAUUCUUUGCAUAACUGUUUAUUUGCAGCUUAUAACCGGUUCGGACUGGUUCAAACCGGUUCGGUCUGGUUCAAACCGGUUCGGACUGGUUUGGACCAGUUUGGACUGGUUCAAACCGGUUCGGACUGGUUUGGACUGGUUUCGGACUGGUUUGGACCAGUUUGGACUGGUUCAAACCGGUUCGGACUGGUUCAAACCGGUUCGGACUGGUUUGGACCAGUUUGGACUGGUUCAAACCGGUUCGGACUGGUUUGGACCAGUUCGGACCAGUUCGGUUCUGUAACUACCAGCUGUUAACUUCACUUCCUUGCUGUCAGGUUUUAAAAAUACUCAUUUCAACAUUUUCAAACAGAAUUUGCUUCAUUAACAACCAACAGGUUCAUUUGUCUCGGAUGUUAUAAAAAACCUUCCAGUGAUGGAUUCAGUUUUAUAUCUGUAAAUAUUGAAACUGAACCAGCAGGAAAGUAAAGCUAUCCUUACAGGAACUAACUCAGCUCUGGUUGUUUGGUUGAGUCUUAAUGAUCUACAGUGUAUAGCUUAUAUUUUGAUAACUUCACUAAGUGUCCCUUUUGUUUUGGUAUUUUAUGGGUCGUGUGUUCGGUUCCAGCCGGUGUGAGUGGGUCGGACCAGUUGGAUAAACUCACUGCAUGCUCUCUGUCUGUAACCUCCCUCAGUAUUUUCUGAUUGUUGCGUUUUCAGACUGUAUCUUCCUCUCAUCAGCAUGAAAAUGCUUCAAAUAUUAAUAACUAUCAAUAUAAUAAAGAUUUGAUGUUUUUCUAA
Messenger RNA from Poeciliopsis prolifica (blackstripe livebearer), 3871 nucleotides. It is a transcript of the gene clip3, whose product is annotated as CAP-GLY domain containing linker protein 3. NCBI's taxonomy places the organism in Eukaryota, Metazoa, Chordata, Actinopteri, Cyprinodontiformes, Poeciliidae. Gene Ontology annotation, biological process: cytoplasmic microtubule organization. Gene Ontology annotation, molecular function: microtubule plus-end binding. Bases 133 to 1926 code for a protein of 597 amino acids. Gene Ontology annotation, cellular component: microtubule plus-end; nucleus; cytoplasm. The record is from RefSeq and is a predicted model, not a curated record. The transcript is spliced from 14 exons.